CUAUUCUCUAACUGUGAGUUUUAAAAUGUACACUUGAAAAUGUAUAAACUCAAAUGUUUCGAUUCUGUAACAGUGAGCGUGUAUUUUUGCUGUCAAAAUAGUGUACACUGGCUGUCAAAAAACUCACGGCAUUUUGUUGGGUGCGUUUGGUAAAUUUUCGGUUGUCUUUAAACUAAAAAUCGUUGUAAAAUAAAUAAAAAGAUGGAAAAUAAAGCUAAAAAAGCUUCAAAUGAGCAAAAGAUUUAUUUAGUUGAAUACAUGGAAACAAAUAUUGAGUUUGCCAAUGAUAGGUAUGUGAAAUAUUGAUAAAUAUUUGUUUUGUUUUAUUUACCCAAAUAUUUUUCAGAUUUAAAUCAGUAGAUGGAGCACAUUUAAGAGCAAAGAAGUGGAGUGAUCUCGCUGCCACCCUUAACGGCUUACAAGGUGCUGCUAAAGACGCUUCAAAAUGGCGCAAGUAUUGGGCAGAUCAAAAGUGAGUGAGUAAUUGUAGCUUUUAGAAUGUCUUAAAAUGCUAGAUCUUUCACAGAAGUCAUAUAAAAGAGAGGGAGGUGCUGCGAAGGGCAUCAUUGCAACAAACCGGAAGCAACGGACUUGGACGCCCAAAGGAAGCGACCGAUAUUAAAAACUGGUUCUGCAACUUAUGGCACCAGUGGUCGUCACAGGACAUGAUAGUGUUCCUGAAAUGCUAAAUUUAAGGCACCAUGAAGAGGAGAUGCAGUUGCAGUUUCUUGCACCUCCGUUACCCCCUAGGCCCCAAACUCCUCCACAGUCGUCCUCGAUGUUUCGAUCGUCGACACGAAAAAGAAAACGCACUUCAGGAUCAAAUUCGUCGAUCGAAGUUGAAUAUUUGGAAAUUGAAAAAAAGAAGAUAAAACUAAUGGAGGAAAAUAAUAGAUUGUUAAGAGAAAAAAAUGAAUUGGAAAGGGAGAAACAUGAAGCUGAAAUUAAAUGGAGAGUCAGACAACAUGAGAUUGAUUUGAGAAGACUAGAAAUUAUGGAAAGGCAGGCCACAUUUCAGAGUGAUAAUUAUAUUGCGUAGAUAAUAUAUUCAUGUUAGUAAUAAUAAAAAAAUAAUAAUAAUAGUAAUAAUA
Molecule: messenger RNA, 1091 nt
Organism: Rhagoletis zephyria (snowberry fruit fly)
Lineage: Eukaryota; Metazoa; Arthropoda; Insecta; Diptera; Tephritidae
Source: RefSeq, a predicted model, not a curated record